UAAGGAAAUUAAGGAAAUUUUUUAUUAUAGAAAAAAAGUCAACUUUAAAUUUUUAUACAGUAUGUUGUUCGUGUUUAUCCAUAAUUUUAUCAAUGAAAUUGUAAAAAUAGUAUAAGAAAGGAUAUUGAAUUACAAAAAUUGAAAAUACAUAUAAACACAAAAAGUAUAAAAAAAGAAAAGUGAAAUCAAAAUAAACGCAUACACAUCAAGUAGUCUGCUGGCGGAACCUGUGGGAUUAAAGAAUAAUAAUUUUUUGUCGCUUGAUUUAUCGUACAUUUAAAGUGUUUUAAAAAUUGGAUAUAAAAUCUGUAUAUGUGCGUGCGUUGUUCGAAAAAUGUUUGCCUCUAAUGAAUCACAAAAAAGUUCAUUUCUUGAACAAACCAAGGCAGCGCGUGAAGAACGAGCUUUGGAAAAACGCCGUGAAUUGGCAGUUAUUGGAAUACAGUCUUGUGUACGAACAUUCUUGGCACGUAGAAGUUAUCACAAGCAAAUUUUAGCCGAUUUUGAUGAGUUGAUAGCAGAUGAUAGUCAGGAUGGCAGUAAUGGUGAGCCGCACGUUUCCGCUAUUGUCUAUCCAGUUGUAAGGCGUUUUUUAACACAAAUUGGUUUAAAAAAAAAUUGUGAUCUGAUACGUGAACGUUUUGAACGUUUAUGUCGUUAUCUUAAUAAAUCAAUGGAAACUGAAGUACCGAAGCGAUCAUAUGCUAUAUUAUGUUUACAAAAGGAUAAAAGUCUACCCUGGAUUUCGCAUAUAAAGAUUUUGUUAAAUUUUAUACUACAACUGCUAGAGGAUAUUAAACCUGAAAAUCAUGCUGAUAGCAUAUCAUUGGCUUUAUUAUUGCACACAUUAGUAGUGUUUACCUCACCCAAAUCCUGGGGCAUUUUAAGGAAUAAACAAUUUGAGAAGUUACAACCGGCAAUGCAGAAAAUAUGCUGCAACAUUCAAGGCAAUCUCAUACAAAAUGAUUUCUUUAAAAUAAUGAAGACUGUUUUAUUAAAGGGUACCUCAAGAGAGGAACUAACGUUAAAGCCGGUAUCUUUAAUAGCAAUAAUGACUUUAUGCACUCGUCCCCUGGUGGAUGGUGAAUUUUCCCGCAAUAUUUUAGGACAAUUCCUUGUAGAAAUUUUAUCAGUGCCUGCCUUAAUUUAUCAUUUAAACACCAGCGCGUCUCAAUGCAUAGAACAAUUAUCCUCGAUGUGGAUAUUAAAACGUGCUUUGGGCAUAUCCGAAGAUCUUAAUUGGUUUAGUGAUUUUGGACGUCAAAUACCAGGAACUAAGUGCUUAGCCUUUCUGGGCAACAUUGUAAAUUUAUUUAAUAUUGAAAACAAUGUAGAGGCGAGACUGUUAGCGUACCCCCUGUUAACUAAUACAGCUUUCCAAUUGUUCGCUAGUAUACCAAACACAGUAACUCCCAAAGGCGUCUUUACACAGUGGCAUGAACUUUUAGGGUGGCAUACACCGUCCACAGAUCCAGCACAAAAUCAGAACGUUUCUCUAAUUAAGCGGCAAUUUCAUAUGUUGUGGGGUCAUCGUUGUUUGAAAAUACUUUUGGGUGAUUUGCUUAAGGAUAUUAAUGUUAAUUAUGAGCGCGUGGAAUUCCAGUCUCCUAAUCAAGCUUCUACAAGUAACAUAUUGCGUAGAGCUUUGGAGCGUAGCGCCACACGUAAUAGUCUUUAUAAAACUACCAAAACCUUUUGGCGUAAACUUGAUGCUCCCGAGGUAAUCCAAGUGUCACGGGUGUCGGCCAUGUAUUAUGCCGCUUUAAACACUUUGUCCCAAUUGAGACUGGAUAUAUUAACAGGCAUUUGUUAUAAUGACAAUGUCAUCUAUGAUUUGUGGUUAUUUAUCACAUCAUUAGGUCCGUAUUGCGGUUUGAAAGAGUUCUUGGAGCUACUCAAAUGUGAAGAUUUCUUGCGUAAACCACAAACCGCCAUGUUAAUGCUCUUUUGCGAUUGUAUGACGCACUAUGUAACGAUACUUGAUGAGCACGAGAUGUAUACCGAAGAAAAACCGUUCCUUUUGAAUGAUUAUGUUAUGUUAACAUAUUUUCUAAAUAAUAUUUUAUAUAAAAUUAUUAAUGAUAAUAUAUUGGGGAAUUCCAAAAACGUUGUACAAUCGCCUGUUUUCAUAUCUUUGCACACUUUAUUAUUAUGUUUAUAUCGACGAGAUUGCCGCCGUACCUUUACACCCACGGGACAUUGGUUAAUAUCGGAAGUUAAGCCUACAGCCUUUGUUAACGAUUUAGAAAAAGCAAAACGUCAUGCAGUGAUAUUGCUGCAGAAAAUGCCGCACGUUAUACCGCAUGAAGAUCGAGUUAAAUUAUUCCGCAAAUUCGUACAAAAUGAGAAAGCUGUUUUGGGCUUAACCGAAAGUGCAUGCGCUUCGCCUCGUUCGGCUUUAAUAGUUGUACACCGCGAUCGUAUUGUAGAAGAUGGAUAUCGGCAAUUGGCUGCAUUAAAACCCCAUGCUUUAAAGGGUGUUAUACGUGUACGUUUUAUCAAUCAACAAGGUUUACAUGAAGCUGGUAUAGAUCAAGAUGGUGUUUUUAAAGAGUUUCUAGAAGAAACUAUAAAAAAAGUUUUCGAUCCAGCUUUAAAUCUUUUUAAAACCACUUCCGAUCAACGUUUAUAUCCCUCACCUAUUUCCUAUGUGCAAGACAAUCAUUUGCAAUUGUUUGAAUUUGUUGGUCGUAUGCUGGGUAAAGCUGUUUAUGAAGGCAUUGUUGUUGAUGUACCAUUUGCUUCGUUCUUCUUAUCACAAUUAUUGGGGCAAACUCAUCAGGCCUUGUAUUCUUGCAUGGAUGAAUUACCUUCAUUGGAUGCCGAACUUUAUCGUAGUUUAACUUUUAUCAAACAUUAUAAACAAGAUGUAGCCGAUUUAAAUUUAACAUUUUCGGUCGAUCAAGAUGUUAUGGGAAAAAUUGUCACUCAUGAAUUGCAUCCGGGUGGUAAGGCGCGUGUCGUCACUGAUCACAAUAAACUGGUUUAUAUACAUUAUAUGGCCUAUUUUCAUAUGAAUACACAAAUUCGGGAGCAAACGCAGGCGUUUAAUCGCGGUUUCCGUGGCAUUGUCAAUCCCGAAUGGUUAUCACUUUUUUCACCGCCCGAAUUGCAGCGUUUAAUAUCGGGUGAUACGGUGCCCUUAGAUUUAAAAGAUUUACGUAAACACACUCAAUAUUAUGGCGGUUUUCAUGAUUCCCAUCGUGUCGUUGGUUGGCUAUGGGACAUACUCUCUAAAGACUUUACUGAAGAAGAAAGGAAAUUGUUUUUAAAGUUUGUGACAAGUUGUUCUAAACCGCCAUUAUUGGGUUUCGCUCAUUUGGAGCCACCAUUUUCUAUACGUUGCGUGGAAGUAGGUGACGAUGAAGAUACUGGCGAUACCAUUGGCAGCGUUAUACGUGGUUUCUUUACAAUACGCAAAAAGGAUCCCUUAAAUCGUUUGCCCACAUCUUCAACGUGUUUCAAUUUACUCAAGUUGCCAAAUUAUCAAAAGAAAUCUACGCUAAGAGAUAAAUUACGUUAUGCUGUUACCAGUAAUACCGGUUUCGAAUUAUCUUAAGCUUUCGUUUUAAAACUCUUGCUACUGGAACAAAGUAUACAAUUACAAUACAAUCGUUAUGCAACCACAAACAAGCGCUAUGUGGUAUUGGUAUUUCCAAAAAAUUGUCAGAAUUAAAAAAAAAAGAAAAUUUAAUUUU
Messenger RNA from Glossina fuscipes, 3698 nucleotides. RefSeq names its product ubiquitin-protein ligase E3B. Gene Ontology annotation, biological process: ubiquitin-dependent protein catabolic process; protein polyubiquitination. Gene Ontology annotation, molecular function: protein binding; ubiquitin protein ligase activity. NCBI's taxonomy places the organism in Eukaryota, Metazoa, Arthropoda, Insecta, Diptera, Glossinidae. The record is from RefSeq and is a predicted model, not a curated record. Bases 335 to 3559 code for a protein of 1074 amino acids. The transcript is spliced from 10 exons.